Messenger RNA from Nestor notabilis (Kea), 1630 nucleotides. Its product is annotated as collagen alpha-1(XI) chain-like. Gene Ontology annotation, cellular component: collagen type XI trimer. The record is from RefSeq and is a predicted model, not a curated record. The annotation marks the transcript as partial. The transcript has 10 exons. Gene Ontology annotation, molecular function: extracellular matrix structural constituent. NCBI's taxonomy places the organism in Eukaryota, Metazoa, Chordata, Aves, Psittaciformes, Psittacidae.
GGUCCACCUGGCUUGCCUGGCUUGAAAGGAGAUCCAGGUUCCAAAGGAGAGAAGGGACAUCCUGGUUUGAUAGGCCUGAUUGGACCUCCAGGAGAACAGGGUGAAAAGGGUGAUAGGGGUCUUCCUGGCCCACAGGGAUCUCCUGGAGCCAAGGGUGAUGCAGGAAUUUCUGGUCCUGCAGGUCCACUUGGACCCCCUGGUCCUCCUGGUUUACCUGGUCCCCAGGGUCCAAAGGGUUCCAAAGGAUCCAGUGGUCCUGCUGGUCAAAAGGGUGACAGUGGGUUACCUGGUCCACCUGGUCCCCCAGGUCCUCCAGGUGAGGUAAUCCAGCCGCUGCCAAUCCAGUCACCCAAAAAGACAAGAAGAUCUCCUGAUUACAUGUUAUCUGAUGCUGGUGACAAUAUUCUGGAUUAUUCCGAUGGCAUGGAAGAGAUCUUUGGUUCACUGAAUUCACUGAAGCAAGAUAUUGAGCAUAUGAAGUAUCCUAUGGGCACACAGAAUAACCCAGCCCGAACUUGCAAAGACUUGCAACUCUGCCACCCAGACUUCCCAGAUGGGGAAUACUGGAUUGAUCCUAACCAGGGCUGUUCUGGAGACUCCUUCAAGGUAUACUGCAAUUUCACAGCAGGUGGAGAAACUUGCAUCUACCCGGAUAAGAAAUCUGAAGGAGUUAGGAUUUCAUCGUGGCCAAAGGAGAAUCCAGGAUCUUGGUUUAGUGAAUUUAAGCGAGGAAAACUUCUUUCCUAUUUGGAUGUUGAAGGCAAUUCCAUUAAUAUGGUCCAAAUGACAUUCCUUAGACUACUGAGUGCCUCUGCCAGACAGAAUUUCACUUACAACUGUCAUCAGUCUGUAGCUUGGCACGAUGCAUCAUCUGACAGCUAUGACAAAGCACUAAGGUUCUUAGGAUCAAAUGAUGAAGAAAUGUCUUAUGACAACAGUCCUUACAUCAAAGCUCUUCACGAUGGCUGUGCGUCAAGAAAGGGCUAUACGAAGACGGUGAUCGAAAUCAACACACCCAAAAUAGACCAAGUGCCUAUAGUUGAUGUGAUGAUCAAUGACUUUGGUGAUCAGAACCAGAAGUUUGGAUUUGAGGUUGGUCCAGUCUGCUUCCUUGGUUAAACUUAAGACAAAAUCAGAUCAACAGAAAUGUUGCACUUUGGUGCUACCAACCCACUUCAUGCCACAUGCAAGUUUUGAGUAAGGAUGGCAUAGAAAAUAUGUCUUGUUGUGUAUGUCUUACCUAGAAAGUAAUUGUUGCCCUUGUAGGGCCAGAAUCACAUGACUUAAACUUAUUUUGCAAAGAUGCUGUGGCACAGACAGACAACAUAGGGCUCACUUUAGGAACAACCCCCUUUGGAUUCCUUCGGUGCUGUAAAAAAAUGAACGACAUGGUGCUCCUUCCAUUACAACAAAGAGGUGUUAAGAAAGUGUUGAAUAAACUGUAAUUAUUCUAUGUACAGUACUGUACUGGUAUUUCUCUGUCCAUUUCCAAAACUUGCAUGUGUCUUUGAAUUGCAUCUGGCUCUCAUUUUAUAAUUACAAAACUCCAUUGUCAGUACUGUGUCUGUAUUCUGAAAAAAUAAAGCUGUACUUGCCAGUGAAGCCAAUUCUGAUUAAUAAUAAACUCCCU